AUGGUCAGAGAUGUCGGUGGUUUAAAUGGCACUCGAAAUAUGUCUUUGGAGGAAAUUAUAGCUAUGUUCUUUGGAGAAAGUGUUAGUAGAAACUUCCACCGAUGUCUUCUUGCCGUGUUAAAACUACAUACACACUUGCUAAAAAAGCCGACACCUAUAACAGAAGAUUGUGAAGUGGAUAGAUGGAAAUGUUUUAAGAAUUGUUUAGGAGCCUUAGAUGGCACUCAUAUUAGUGUUCAUGUGCCAAGUGAGGAUAGAGCAAGAUAUCGGACAAGGAAAGGUUCUAUUGCUAUGAAUGUGUUAGGUAUAUGUAACCCUAAUUUGGAGUUCAUAUAUGUUCAACCUGGUUGGGAAGGAUCCGCUCAUGAUGGUCGUGUCCUUCGAGAUGCUAUUACUAGGCCUAAUGGUUUAAAAGUGCCGCAAAGUUCUUACUAUUUGGUAGAUGCAGGAUACACGAAUUGUGAAGGGUUUUUAGCACCAUAUAGAGGUCAUCGAUAUCACCUUAAAGAGUGGGGCGACCGACAACCAAUUAGUGCGGAAGAGUACUUCAACAUGAAACAUUCUAAGGCAAGGAAUGUUAUUGAGAGAUGUUUUGGACUAUUAAAAGGAAGGUGGGGUAUUCUUAGGACCCCAUCCUUCUUUCCAAUACGUACUCAUGGGCGUAUAGUUCAAGCAUGUGUACUAUUACACAAUCUUAUUCGAAAACAUAUGCCAACAGAUUACACAAUGUAUUGGGAUUCCGAUAGUGAAGAAGGUGAAAGUGAUGAUGAGGGCCUACAUGAUGAAGUUGAUUUGAUUACUCAAAUAGCUACUACGGAUGCUUGGACUGCUUAUCGGAAUAACUUAGCACAAACUAUGUUUAAUAAUUAG
This is a messenger RNA of Amaranthus tricolor (Joseph's coat), 870 nucleotides long. RefSeq names its product protein ALP1-like. The transcript has 4 exons. The record is from RefSeq and is a predicted model, not a curated record. NCBI's taxonomy places the organism in Eukaryota, Viridiplantae, Streptophyta, Magnoliopsida, Caryophyllales, Amaranthaceae. Bases 1 to 870 code for a protein of 289 amino acids.